AUGGGCGCAUCUGGAUCUAAGCCCGUAGUCGCCGCUGCUGUCGGCGCACACGACGAGAAGCAGGCUACUCUCGAGCGAGUCGCAGCUUCCUUAUCAUCUCUACACUUGCGCCCCGUCGCCUCUGCAGACGGCUCUCUGUCUUUGGCCAACGUAGAAUUCUGGGAGGACACCAUCACCGCUGACCCCAAGCUCCAGCUCACCCGCACGAUCCUCCCCCAGAACGACCUCCGAUCCACCUUCAUCUCCCGCCCUGCUAAGAUCGCGGACGCCCAUGUCUUCAAUACUCAGCUCGACUUCGAAACUGGACCAAUCACCAACCAGAAGUCGUCUGGCCGCUGCUGGCUUUUCGCCGCGACUAACGUCCUGCGAUACAACGUCAUGAAGAAGCUCAACCUCGAGGACUUCCAGCUCUCCCAGUCGUACCUGUUCUUCUGGGACAAGCUGAACAAGUGCAAUUACUACCUCGAGCUCUCCAUUCAGCAUGCAGAUCUCCCGAUUGACGACCGCAUCGUGUUCCACACCGCACAAGAUCUCAUCAGCGACGGAGGUCAGUGGGACAUGAUAGUCAACCUCCUUGAGGGAUACGGUGUCGUCCCGCAAGCGGCAUACCCCGAGUCUCUCCACUCCUCGCUCUCCAGUCCGCUCAACGGGAUCUUGAAGCGCAAGCUCCGUGAGCACGCGCUCGUCCUGCGCUCGCUUGCGGCAUCCUUGCGCGCGGCCGCUCAGUCAGAGCCCCUGUCUGAGGAAUCAAUUCUGCGCUCGCUCCGGGCUAAGAAGGAGGACCUCUUGAAGGACGUGUACACGAUUAUGACCGCGACGCUUGGCGUGCCCCCAAAGCCGACAGAGCAGUUCUCGUGGGACUACUACGACAAGGACGGCAAGGUGGGCCACUGGGAGGGCACCCCACUCGAAUUUUGCAAGACGUUCGCAACCAACAAGUUUUUGCCAACCGACUCGUUCUCGCUUAUUCACGACCCGCGCAAUGAAUUUGGAAAGCUCUAUUCGGUCGACAAGCUCGGCAAUGUGUGGGGCGGACGCGACGUGCUCUACGUGAAUACGGAGAUCGACAACCUCAAGGACGCGGUUGUGAAGAUGAUCAAGGCCGGCCAACCCGUCUUUUUCGGAUGCGACGUAGGCCAGUUUUCUGAUCGCGAGGCUGGCGUCAUGGAUACCAAGCUCUUUGAGUACGAGAACGCCUUCAGCAUCAAAUUCGGGCUCACCAAAGCUGACCGCCUCCGCACGUCUGAGUCUGCGAUGACACACGCGAUGGUUAUUUCGGCCGUGCACCUCGACGCGGCGGGCAAGCCCGUGCGCUACAAGGUCGAGAACUCAUGGGGCGAUGCCCCAGGCAACAAGGGCUACUACCUCAUGACCGAUGAGUGGUUCGAGCAGUUCGUAUAUCAAGUUGUUGUGCCCAAGGCACUUGCGCCCAAGAACCUCGUCCAGGUGUUUGAGAAGGGGGAGAAGACGAUGUUACCCUUGUGGGACCCCAUGGGUGCCCUAGCGUAA
Fibroporia radiculosa is the source of this 1509-nucleotide messenger RNA. RefSeq lists its product as uncharacterized. Gene Ontology annotation, biological process: response to toxic substance; proteolysis; L-homocysteine catabolic process. NCBI's taxonomy places the organism in Eukaryota, Fungi, Basidiomycota, Agaricomycetes, Polyporales, Fibroporiaceae. Bases 1 to 1509 code for a protein of 502 amino acids. The transcript has 8 exons. Gene Ontology annotation, cellular component: cytoplasm. The record is from RefSeq and is a predicted model, not a curated record. Gene Ontology annotation, molecular function: cysteine-type aminopeptidase activity.